Messenger RNA from Scophthalmus maximus (turbot), 1635 nucleotides. It is a transcript of the gene star2, whose product is annotated as steroidogenic acute regulatory protein 2. Gene Ontology annotation, biological process: steroid biosynthetic process; intracellular cholesterol transport; regulation of steroid biosynthetic process. The record is from RefSeq and is a predicted model, not a curated record. Bases 87 to 950 code for a protein of 287 amino acids. Gene Ontology annotation, molecular function: cholesterol transfer activity; cholesterol binding. The transcript is spliced from 7 exons. NCBI's taxonomy places the organism in Eukaryota, Metazoa, Chordata, Actinopteri, Pleuronectiformes, Scophthalmidae. Gene Ontology annotation, cellular component: mitochondrion; mitochondrial intermembrane space.
UUAUCUCGGUGGAGCGUCCUUCGCAGGCCUUAUAAAGGCCGAAGUCACACUCGCUUAGGUUGCUGUCACCGCCAAAGACCGUCGUCAUGCUGCCUGCAGUUGUAAAGCUCUGCUGUGGCAUCUCCUACGCACAUCUGAGGAGUACGGCAGGACUUCAACGCACAGCUGUGGCAGUGAUAGGCCGGGAGAUCGCGCACCUGGAGCGGUGGGGACGAAUCCGACCGCACAUGAGAACGCGUGCCGGUUCGACUCAUGACGAGCCCAAAAGAGAAGCUGUGAAGCCGGUGCCAGCAAAAGAUCAUCAGUUCCACGUGCAACAAGGACAAGAGGCGAUGAGGAAGGCUCUCGCUAUGUUACAGGACAAAGACGGAUGGAAAGUUGAAAUCGCAGAGAGCAAUGGGGACGUGAUCUGCAGCAAAGUGAUGCCGGGGGGCAGGAAGGUCUUCAGGAUGGACGCGGUCCUCGAGGCCGGCGUCGACGAACUCUACGACCUCCUGUUCGCCAGAGUGGAGGAGAUGCACCGGUGGAACCCGAGCAUACAGCAAAUCAAAGUUCUCAAACACGCUGGGCCUGAAACGAUCGUCACCCAUGAGGUUUCGGCCGAGACAGCAGGAAAUCUAAUUGGCCAAAGGGAUUUCCUGAGUGUCAGACAUAGUUGCAAACAAAAGUCCAGUGUUUAUCUUGGAGGAACAGCGAUUCAGCUGGAGUCGUUCCCACCUCAGGCGGGCUUUGUGAGAGCCGAGGAUGGACCAACCUGCAUCAUCAUACAGGCUCUGGACAGGGAAACAAGAAAGAGCCACUUUACAUGGCUUCUCAAUAUGGACAUGAAGCGCUGUCAACCGCACCUCGCGGUCUGUACUGAUGGAGUUCGCUCAAUUGACCUGGAGGAAGCUCGGUUCACAAACUGGACAACGACUACGCAAACUCCAUCCACUGACAGAGAUUGUUAGUGGCUACAAAAUGUGUGAAGGGGCCCUGAAAUAAGUAUAACUAAUGAAUUUAUUUUCCUUGUAACCGUUUCAGUUCUCAGUACAUUACUGCCAUACUUGCAGUCGUUUGCUGAACCCGUCAAAGGCAUUGUGUCUGUAAGGAAGUCUAUUUGCAUGUGAAAAGUUCUUAUGCUUCUUUGUUUGCCAAGACUGAUCAAAGAAUCCCGGGGUCUAACUUCGUCCUCAGGGCUGGCUGCCAAAGUCCAUUGUCAAUCAGGCUUUACCCCGAGCGCAGCUGGAUUUCACCAGACACCUCCGCAGACGUCUCACAGCGAACGCCACCCUGGGCUGACUGAGUCUGUGUGAGCACCCUGUCAUCACUCACAGGGGACGGCUGGGAGACGGAGGCACGGUGACAGCCAGGCUGUUUUCGGCAGGAGGCUGCCCUUUGUAGCGGGAGCAGAACCGCCUGCAGGAGAAAGCUCCGCUUCCAAUGCUUCGCGGCGCAGAGCUGGAUGAUAGGAGUUCUUCGGAGCCAGGGCCAGCCUGGCAGCAAGAAGCUGGCUUAUAAUAGGAAUAAAUAUCUAGUGUGCCACUCAAACCUCAUUCGCAUUUCCCUGAAUAGGAGUCAUCAAUCACUUACUGACACAUGAGUAACUGUACUCUGCAAAUGAUAAAUAAUAAAAUAAAAGUGCUUUAAGUUUUU